Odobenus rosmarus divergens (Pacific walrus) is the source of this 786-nucleotide messenger RNA. It is a transcript of the gene CD27, whose product is annotated as CD27 molecule. Gene Ontology annotation, molecular function: protein binding; transmembrane signaling receptor activity. NCBI's taxonomy places the organism in Eukaryota, Metazoa, Chordata, Mammalia, Carnivora, Odobenidae. Gene Ontology annotation, cellular component: external side of plasma membrane. Gene Ontology annotation, biological process: negative regulation of apoptotic process; positive regulation of B cell differentiation; positive regulation of T cell differentiation. The transcript is spliced from 6 exons. The coding region runs from base 1 to 786 and encodes 261 amino acids. The record is from RefSeq and is a predicted model, not a curated record.
AUGGCCCGGCCACCUCCCUGCUGGCUGUGGCUUCUGGGGACCCUGGCGGGGCUCUCGGCGACCCCAGCCCCCAAGCGCUGUCUGGAGAAGCAAUACUGGGUCCAGGGAGAACUGUGCUGCCAGGCGUGUAAGCCAGGGACUUUCCUCGUGAAGGACUGUGACAGGCCUGGCGAGGCUGCUCAGUGUGACCCGUGCGUCCUGGGGGCCUCCUUCUCACCAGACCACCAUUCCCGGCGCCACUGUGAGAGCUGUCGGCAUUGUAACUCCGGUCUUCUCAUCCGAAACUGCACCCUCACCACAAAUGCAGAGUGUGCCUGCCCCAAGGGCUGGCAGUGCAGGGACAAGGAGUGCACGGAGUGUGAUCCUCCUUCAAACGCCUUGCUGACACUGCCUCGACCAUCCCGGGCCCCGGGCCCACACCCACAACCCACCCACUUACCUUACGCCAAAAAGAUGCAGGAGGCCAGGACAGUCCGGCAGGUGCAGACUCUGGCUGACUUCAGUUGGCUGCCUGCCCCAGCUCUCUCCACCCACUGGCCACCCCAAAGGUCCCUGUGCAGCUCAGAUUGCAUCCGCAUCUUUGUGAUUCUCUCUGGAAUGUUUCUUGCUUUCACCAUGAUCGGAGCCCUGUUCUUCCAUCAACAAAGAAAACACAGACUAAACAAAGAAGAAAGUCCAGUGGUGCCUGCAGAGCCUUGUCCUUACAGCUGCCCCAGGGAAGAAGAGGGCGGCGCCAUCCCCAUUCAGGAAGAUUACCGAAAACCAGAACCUGCUUCCUACUCCUGA